Penicillium concentricum is the source of this 2124-nucleotide messenger RNA. RefSeq names its product dolichyl-P-Glc:Glc(2)Man(9)GlcNAc(2)-PP-dolichol alpha-1,2- glucosyltransferase (gene alg10). Gene Ontology annotation, cellular component: endoplasmic reticulum. Gene Ontology annotation, biological process: protein N-linked glycosylation; dolichol-linked oligosaccharide biosynthetic process. The coding region runs from base 1 to 2124 and encodes 707 amino acids. NCBI's taxonomy places the organism in Eukaryota, Fungi, Ascomycota, Eurotiomycetes, Eurotiales, Aspergillaceae. The record is from RefSeq and is a predicted model, not a curated record. The transcript has 3 exons. Gene Ontology annotation, molecular function: dolichyl pyrophosphate Glc2Man9GlcNAc2 alpha-1,2-glucosyltransferase activity.
AUGACAACUUCGAAACGGUCGAAACGUUUGAAACGUUUGCAUCGGAUGAGCUCCGCAAGCUCCGCCUGGGACCCGGUGGCCGAAGAAUUGCAGAAUGUCUGGCAAAUUUUCAUGAAUGCUGCAAAUGGUUAUAUAGACAGCAUGGCUAAUCCUCCAGAAUCUGAUCGCAGCCGGAGUGCUCGAUGGUUGGUUCCCUUUUGUUUGGUCUUGAUUCCUCUCUGGGUGAGUCUUGUCAACAAGGCCGUUCCAGAAUCCUACCUCGACGAAGUCUUCCAUGUCCCACAAGCACAAGCAUACUGGGCGCAUAAGUGGACGCAAUGGGAUCCGAAGCUUACAACACCACCGGGCCUGUAUUUGUGCUCAUACGUCAUCUUCGCUAUUGUGCUGCUGCUACGCGGGUCCCCGACAAAGCUCACUCCCGAUGUCCUGCGCAUGACGAACGUUGGUGCGACAACAGUUGUUUUCCCAUGGAGACUACAAAAGCUGCUUGAUACCUUGCAGAAGACGAAAAAUACUCGGCCGCUGGGAGCGAACGUGUCUCACACCGUGUUGAACAUCUGCUUGUUCCCUCCGCUGUUCUUCUUCUCCGGUCUGUACUACACAGAUGUUCUUGCAUUGCUGGUCGUCGUGGAGGCAUACAAUUGGGACCUGAAGAGAGAUUUAGAAAGGGAUCAGAAAACUGAGUCGGGAGAAGGUGCGAAAAGAGCGCCUAGCAAUGGCAUUCUGGAGACAUUGGGAUUCUUGGGUUUCGCGCUGGCUGCACUGGUCUUCCGACAGACCAAUAUCUUCUGGGUCUCGAUCUUCCUAGGUGGACUUCAAGUGGUCCGCAAGAUUCGCAAGUCUGCCACGCCGUGCAUGUCAUCGAAAGUGUCAACGAUUGUGAAGCAAGGUCUGCAGAAUGAGGUGUAUGAUCCUCUCGUUUCGGAGGCUUCCUUGGAAGAUUAUUUCAAGACCGCUAUUUCACUUGCAACUGUGGGCCUGAAGCAGCCUUUCUCUCUCCUCGUUUCUCUCAUUCCUCACAUCAUCGUCCUUGCGGCAUUUGGUGCAUUUGUCCUUUGGAACAACGGAGUCGUUCUAGGCCACAAGGAGUUCCAUACCGCGGGUAUCCACCUGGCUCAGAUGCUCUACAUCUGGCCGUAUUUCACCUUCUUCUCAUGGCCUCUUUUCGUCAUUCCUCUGAUCAACAUUCUCGCCCUUAAGCCGCUCCCCAAAUAUCUGAACCUCGGCUUCCCGCCGAAACAGAGGAAAUACCCCAAGCUAAAGGCAGCCCUGAUUGUGAUCCCGCUUAUGCUUGCCGUGGUCCACUUCAAUACCAUUGUGCACCCCUUCACUCUUGCUGAUAACCGACACUAUGUGUUCUACGUGUUCCGUAUUCUUCUGCUCCACCCAGCAGUCAAGUAUGCAGCAGUCCCAGUCUACUUCCUUUGUGGAUGGGCUGUGAUCUCCGCUUUUGGAUUCACCACCAUCCAACGUCCGCCCAAAACCCUCCGAGUUCAGAGAUCUGCCCCGGCUGUACCACCGACGCCGGCUCCGGCACCAGCUCCGGCUCCGGCACCAGCAGUCCAAGAGCCCAAACCCACUUCGUCCUCUGCGCGCAAGCCUGCACCGGCACACCAACAGCCGCCAAAGGGAACGAAGAAGCCCAACCGGCCCAAUUACAAGAAGGUCAAGAAGCCUGAACCACCAGUGGAGACCAAUAAGACCGAGCCACCAGCAGAGAUUACGGAUCCAAAUGAUCCCGCGAUCCUGGCUAGAGUCCAGCAACACAUCUUCACACGGCAGAGGGAAUUGCUGGAGGCACCGCGCGUUAGCUUCGUCCUUGUCUGGCUGGCCGCUACCUCCCUGUCCCUCAUCACAGCACCCCUCGUCGAACCCCGCUACUUCAUCAUUCCGUGGGUUAUGUGGCGUGUGCAUCUCCCUCCUCUGCCAUGUCUGUUCAGGGACCGAGAGACUCGCCCUCGCACAGAGGAAGCCAAGCGCCGCGCUGACUUCAUUAUCAACGCACCAAAGUUCGUGGAGACGGUUUGGUUCUUGAUCAUUAAUUUGAUCACUGGAUAUGUCUUCCUGUACAAGGGCUUUGAGUGGCCACAGGAGCCUGGCAAGACUCAGCGCUUCAUGUGGUGA